AUGCUCUCCCUCCACGUUCGACUCGCUGGGAUCGCGUCGAUCCUCGCCACAGGCGUGGCGUCGCAACAGAUUUGGGAUAUUUGGCAAACGACGUGGGAUCGAAGCAGGCUCUUUACGUCCGUCGGCCCUCCUGCUCCCAUCAACUUUGUCCAGCCUGGUCCGAUAGGAGAGGCCAACAUUGUCGUGGACGAUGGUGCGCGGUUCCAGGAGAUGCUUGGAUUUGGUGCUUCUCUCACGGAUUCGUCGGCCACUGUCCUCAAUAAUCUCAAGGUUCGACUGCUCAACCGCAAUUCUGGAAACUAUUGGAAUGUUAUGAGGACUAUGUUUAACCCCGAUUCGGCCGGAUUGAACUAUAUUCGCGUUCCCAUCGGUGCAUCCGAUUUCUCAGCUAGCUCCUACAGUCUGAACGACGUCAGCGGGGACACUUCCAUGUCCCGCUUUGACAUGGGCAAGGUCCCUUCCCAAGUCAUCUCGGUUCUUCGUGACAUCCAAGGAAUGAACAAUCAGCUCAAGGUCCACCUGGUAGCCUGGUCCCCGCCUGGUUGGAUGAAGUCGGGCGGAUCCAUGAAUGGCGGGAGCUUGUUGCCGCAGUACAGUGAUGCCUACGCCCUCUAUUUACUGAAAUCAGUCCAAGGAUUCCGAGCUCAGGGAUUCCCUGUUCACGCGGUGUCGGUACAGAACGAGCCUCAACACACGAACCCGACCUACCCAACGUGUUCGAUGACACCUGACGUCGAGGCGAGGAUUGCUGUCAAGCUACGAUCGCUGUUGGACUCGAGCGGUCUCGGACAAGUGAAGGUCGUUGGCUAUGACCACAAUUGGAACAACGCAAAUAGCUACCCUGUGGACCUGGUCACUCAAGCGGGUGACGCUGUUUCGGGCGUCGCUUUCCACUGUUACGAAGGGCCGGUGUCUAACCAGGCCUCGUUCCAGCGAAGGUUCCCUAAUAAAGAUAUUUACUUCACUGAGUGCACGGGAACUUAUGGUUCGGACUGGUGGUCGGACAUCAAGUGGUACAUGGACAAUUUGUGGAUCGGAAGUGUCGAACGUUUCUCGCGUACGGGCUUGAUGUGGAACAUCGCGCUGGAUGGCGCUGGUAAUCCCAAGCUGCCUGGCACCACGAGCUGCGGCGGGCCUGGCUGCCGACCCCUCGUCACAGUGAACAACGACGGCAGCUAUACCUUCAAUCAAGAAUUUUACGCAAUGGCGCAAGCUUCGAAAGCUGUGACGCCAAAGGACCCUAACGGCCCAUUUGGCCAGCGCAUUGGCGUAUCUGUGGAGGGCUCGAAGGGGUGGGCGUUGAGAGCUACAGCGUUUGCCACUCGUCGAAGCUCGCCCGGUGAAUGGACGCGUUAUUCAAUGGUCGUUUUGAAUUGGGAUGACAGCGCCAACUCUGGCUGGAACCCCAAGCCGGUACGGGCCACGAUUAGCUUCCGAGGGAUGCAGGCCACAUACGUUUUCCCGGUGGGUGUCACCACGCUCUGGUGGUACGCUCCUGGUUAA
This is a messenger RNA of Coprinopsis cinerea okayama7#130, 1503 nucleotides long. RefSeq lists its product as hypothetical. Lineage: Eukaryota; Fungi; Basidiomycota; Agaricomycetes; Agaricales; Psathyrellaceae. Gene Ontology annotation, molecular function: glucosylceramidase activity. Bases 1 to 1503 code for a protein of 500 amino acids. Gene Ontology annotation, biological process: glucosylceramide catabolic process. The transcript has 17 exons. The record is from RefSeq and is a predicted model, not a curated record.